AUGUGCAGCACAAUGACAUCGCGCGAGAAGCAGCACCGGUCGGAUCCAGCAAUUUCUGUCGAGGGACCGAGCUUGUGGGCGAGGACAGCAGCAGGGAGCGGCAAUACAUGGGUGGAGGAGCGGGAAGGAGCAAGACUCCCCCCAUCCGCUUCUCGAAACCCUGGAGCGGCGCGGGGGCGGCGCCUCCAGCGGUUCGCCCUGUCCUUCCACAUCGGCAAGCUCAAGGCCGAGCACUUCCGCCGCUGGCUGGACUAUGCCGCCGCCUGCGCCGUCGAGGACCUGCACGUCCACCUCGCAAACCGCGUCUUCAACAUCUUCGAGUACCGGCUCCCGCUGGGCGACCCCCACCUCGCGCGCCUCUCGCUCCGCGCCGUGACCGUCGACCUCCCCGGGUCCUUCUCCGCCGACUCCCACCCCUUCUCCGCCCUGGAGGUCAUCCACCUCCACUGCGUCCGCAUCUCCGACCGCACGGUCAACCGCCUGGUCGCCGCGUGCCCCCUCCUCCAUACCCUCGAUCUGCGCUACUGCGAAAGCCUCUUCUCCGUCAUCGUCGCGACGGCCGGGGCACACCUGAGGAGCCUCACCCUUGCAGAGUGUGGUUCGGAAGCCGAAGUUUUUUUUGCCGGCGAUGCGUCCGGCCUGCGCUCAUUCCACUACAGCGGCGCCUACAUUCCCGCUUACAGCAUCCCGGCCACCGCCAAUCUUGCUGACCUUUACAUCUGCUUCGGAGGACCUAACCGCUGGAGGCAAUUGUCAGGACCUUAUUGCGAGCUGCGCACAAACUGGCUUCAACUACUAACCAGUCUGUCCAACCUCACUGUGCUUACCCUCUGCAGCAGUGCCCUACGGAGACUGUCUGCCAAAGCUCGUGCCAGAUUAGUUGCCACAAGUGCCGCACCAUGCAAAUUGCUGAAUUUGAGAGAGCUUCAGCUACUGAUGUUCGCAAUGGAGAUCGACAACAUAAACGACAUUUACACUUUCCUUGUGACCUGCUGUGGUCCUCGAUUGGAGAGGUUAUUUGUGCAGCUUCCGACAAGUAGUUGUCAAUAUAGGCCAGAGGAUGAACCAUCAGGAUCAGAAUCUGAGGAAAAUGAGUCAGUGGAAGAGCUAUCAGAGCAAGAGGCAACGGAGGAAGAUGAGCUAGAUGAAGACUUGUCAGAAGGAGAAACACUGGAGAAAGAUGGGCUAGAGGAAGAGUUGUCAGAGGGAGAUGCCCUGGAGGAAGAUGAGCUAGAGGAAGAGCUGUCAGAGGGAAUUGAACUCGAGGAAGAGUUGUCAGAAGGAGAGCCACCUGAAGAAAAUCAAUCACAGAAACAUGGAUCGAUGGAAGAGAUACCUGAUGGAGGGCAAUCAGAGGAAGAGACACUAGAGGAGGGCGAUGGCUUUGAGAACCUUCUGUUGGUCAACAUGAUGAAUUUCAAGGGGCGCCACCAUGAGAUGCAGCUAGUAAGCCUUUUCUUGAAGAAGUCUACUAGUCUCAACCAACUGAUACUGUUUACUCCCAAGAUUAAUCACCCAGAAUGGCUUCAGAAGGAUCAUAUGAAUACUUCACAUAUUCUUGAAAGAAAACUAUCGCCUCUCAGAAAGGUGUCACCGAACGUUCAGAUAGUACUCAGUGAGCCUGAUGAUAGUGCAAUUCAGCAGUUGCACGAGGCUUUUGUCAAGGUUUAAUGAUUUGUUUGUUGUAGAGUUAUGACCAGAUUAUGCGAAAUAUCAGAAACAAGCAACUAUUAGGCAAGGCAAAGAACAAGCUAAUCUGCAAGGUAGGCAGGAUGCUGUGUUCUGUAGUGCAUCAAGGAUCAUUGAGUAUGUUGUCUGGGCCUUAUACUUUGCAGCUUAACUCCUUAAGACUUACCAAAAAUUUGAUGGGUCUACAUUAACCUGUUGCCUUGUUGGUGACAGGAAAGUAUUACAAAAACACUGUA
Molecule: messenger RNA, 1925 nt
Organism: Triticum aestivum (bread wheat)
Lineage: Eukaryota; Viridiplantae; Streptophyta; Magnoliopsida; Poales; Poaceae
Exons: 4
Coding region: 1-1671 (556 amino acids)
Source: RefSeq, a predicted model, not a curated record